This is a messenger RNA of Pestalotiopsis fici W106-1, 702 nucleotides long. RefSeq lists its product as uncharacterized. The record is from RefSeq and is a predicted model, not a curated record. The coding region runs from base 1 to 702 and encodes 233 amino acids. The transcript has a single exon. Lineage: Eukaryota; Fungi; Ascomycota; Sordariomycetes; Amphisphaeriales; Sporocadaceae.
AUGACCGUACCAGCCAGUGGUCACCAGAUGCACCAGACCUCGGACUCUCAAGCAGAAGGCCCACUGCAGGAAAUCUCUGCGUGCCGCUGCCAAGCCCAUGAGUCUCACGAAUACACUACACUUUUCAAAGGCAGGCUACCGCGACUUGGUGCAGAAUCAGGAGCUUUUCACCGGCCGUCCCCAGACUUUGCCCAAUGGAUCGCAAUCUCCAUUGCCGGCGUUCUGACUGUUGUCCUAGCAGUAGGAAUAUACGUUAUUGCGCGCUUCUACAACGUAAGCCUUGACGGAUCUCGCGGUCCUGAUAGAAAAAGGAGAGCACCCAAAUCUACUGGUAAUCAAACAGGAAUGGACUGCUACCUGAACGAUGAUAGCGCUGUGAAUGGCGAGCGAAAGAUGCGCCGGCCAAAUUUCGAAGAUCAUCGUACAAUGGCAAAACUCGAGGCGAGCUCGGCAAUGAGCAAGAGUGGUUAUCACGAUCCGAGCCAGAAGACUGUUCCAGGGACCAGCACUAUGGAACAUGAGACUUGGCGGCAAAGCAAGCGCGUUCACAUCAGGAAAUCGAUGGCAAAGGAAGAAGAGGCCUUUGGAAAGAGCCUGAGCCCCCGUAUCGCAAAUAGGGAAUCGAGGUCUGCCAAGGGACUGAACUUCGGGACUGCCGGAGAAGAGUUGCGACAGAGACAUUUCGAUACUACCGCUUCUUAG